AUGCGUAUAGGGUGUCUUCAGUUUGCGCCUAAGCUCGGAGAUGUCAACAACAAUAUCAACCGAGCCGAUGCAGUUCUUAGUCGCGCCGAUCCUGAGGACCUAGACCUCCUCGUCCUGCCUGAACUAGCCUUUACUGGGUACAACUUCAAGUCUCUGCGUGAGAUCUCACCUUUCCUUGAAUAUUCAGGCACAGGUAUCAGCUCGCUGUGGGCGAAGACAGCUGCCCUCAAGUAUGACUGUACUGUCGUCGCUGGCUACCCCGAGAGGGAAGAUCUGACCGACCGAUGGCCUGCUGAUCCCGCGUACUACAACUCGGUCAUUGGUGUCAGUCCUGAUGGCGAGUCGAUCAUAAACUACCGCAAAUCACAUCUUUACUAUACAGACGAGACAUGGGCUUUGGAAGGGCCCGACGGGUUUUAUGCCGGCCGUCUCCCUGGUCUAGGCCGGACCGCCAUCGGAAUCUGUAUGGAUAUGAAUCCCUACAAAUUCCAGACUCCUUGGGAAGACUUUGAGUUUGCCCAACACACUCUCAAGUGUGGCGCUCGUCUUGUCAUUGUGUCCAUGGCGUGGCUUACCCAAGCCGAAGCCCGAGAAUUCACCCGAGAGCCACAGGAGCCAGAUAUGGAGACGCUCAUGUACUGGAUCUCACGACUAGAACCUAUCAUACAGAUCAAGUCGAAUCAAGAGGUCUUUGUUGUCUUCGCCAACCGUACCGAGUGA
This is a messenger RNA of Emericellopsis cladophorae, 720 nucleotides long. RefSeq lists its product as uncharacterized. Gene Ontology annotation, molecular function: protein-N-terminal glutamine amidohydrolase activity; protein-N-terminal asparagine amidohydrolase activity. The transcript is spliced from 4 exons. The coding region runs from base 1 to 720 and encodes 239 amino acids. The record is from RefSeq and is a predicted model, not a curated record. NCBI's taxonomy places the organism in Eukaryota, Fungi, Ascomycota, Sordariomycetes, Hypocreales, Bionectriaceae. Gene Ontology annotation, biological process: protein catabolic process.